Molecule: messenger RNA, 2346 nt
Organism: Rhinolophus ferrumequinum (greater horseshoe bat)
Lineage: Eukaryota; Metazoa; Chordata; Mammalia; Chiroptera; Rhinolophidae
Product: sialic acid-binding Ig-like lectin 5
Exons: 11
Coding region: 528-2183 (551 amino acids)
Biological process (GO): cell adhesion
Cellular component (GO): plasma membrane
Molecular function (GO): sialic acid binding
Source: RefSeq, a predicted model, not a curated record
CUGUUCCUCACUCCUAAGAGACAGGACAGAGUAUGGCGUUGGGGGAAGGAGGGUGCCUUGGAACAACACGUGGAAUCUCCAGCCUCACAGGUGCCACGAGUAUCAAUGGGGGGGAAGCAGGAGUGGAGAGAGGGGCUGGAGGUUGUAUCAAUCGCCAGCGUCCGAUGAGUUAGUUAAUCAUCGGACUGUGUACGGAAGCCUCUAUAAAACCCACAACGACAGGGUUCAGAGAGCGUCCAGUUGCUGGGGGAGUGGCGACCUCACAGAGGCAACGGAAGCUCCACGCCCCUUACUUCCUACCUGGCCCUGUGUAUCUCUUCUGUCUGGCUGUUCCCGAAUUACAUGCUUUUAAGUGAAACCAGUGACCUGAGCAUGCAGUGGUUUCCGCUGGAGGUGGCUCCUCCUGAGUCCCCAGGACCAGCCCUGUUUCUUCCAACCAUGUCGGCCCCCUUCAGUGACGCCCCUCGUGACUUAAACAUGAUGUGCAAGAGGACCUGGACCCCGGCUCUGCCCUGUCAGAUGCAGACAUGGUGCCUCUGCUGCUGCUGCCCCUGCUGUGGGGAGGGUCCCUGCAGGAGAAGCCAGGGUACGAGCUCAGACUGAAGGAAUCGGUGACAGUACAGGAGGGUCUGUGUGUCCACGUGCCCUGCUCCUUCUCCUACCCCUGGAAUCCGCAGUAUUCCUCUGGUGUACUCCACAUCUACUGGUACCGGAGUGGGGACAGCAUAACAUACGAUUAUCCUGUGGCCUCAAACAACCCAUAUAAACCAGCGAGGACUGAGACUGCCAACCGAUUCCGCCUCCUUGAGGACCCCAGGACCAACAGCUGUUCCCUGAACAUCAGCAAUGCCAGGAGGAGCGACACAGGAAGCUACUUCUUCCGAGUGGAGAGAGGAUAUGAUGUGAAAUAUAGUUACACAGAUAAAAAGUUGCAUUUGCAGGUGACAGCCCUCACAGAGGAACCCGACAUCCACAUUCCGGAGCCUCUGGAGUCUGGCCGCCCCACACGCGUGACCUGCAACCUGCCAGGGUCCUGCGAAGGGGGAAGACCUCUGACCUUCUCCUGGGUGGGGGCCGCUCUUGACUCGCUGAGCCCCCAGGCCCUUCGCUCCUCAGUGCUAAACCUCACCCUGAGGCCCCAGGACCACGGCACCAACCUCACCUGUCAGGUGAAACAGGAAGGAUAUACAGUGAUUACGGAGAGAACCAUCCUGCUCAAUGUGUCCUAUGCCCCAUGGAACCUCACCAUACGCAUCUUCAGAAAUGUCACAGCCUUCGAGAUUCUGCAAACCACUUCGCCCCUUCCCAUACUGGAGGGCCAGGCUCUGCGGCUGCUCUGUGCUGCUGACAGCAACCCCCCUGCAGAACUGAGCUGGUUCCGGGGGUCCCCAGCCCUGAACAUCACCCCCAUCUCCAGCACCGGGAUCCUGGAGCUGCUUCAAGUGGGGAGUGAAGAGGGAGAGUUCACUUGCCAUGCUCGGAACCUGCUGGGCUCCCAGUAUGUCUCUCUGAGCCUCUCUGUGCACUACCCCCCACAGCUGCUGGGACCCUCCUGCUCCUGGGAGGAGGAGGGUCUGCACUGCACCUGCUCCUCCCGAGCCCAGCCGGCCCCCUCCGUGCGCUGGCAGCUGGGAGAGAGGCUGCUGGAGGGGAACUUCAGCAACACCUCCUUCAAGGUCACCUUCAGCUCAGGGGGUCCCUGGACCAACAGCUCCCUAAGCCUCAGCGAGGGGCUCAGCUCCAUCCUCAGCUGCGAGGCUGGGAAUGUCCACGGGGCCCAGAGUGUCACUGUCCUGCUGCUGCCAGGGAAGUCAGUGUCCCUGGCGGGAGUGGUUCCUGGGGCUCUUGGAGGCGCUGGUGUCAUGGCCCUGCUGUCCCUAUGCUCGUGUCUCAUCUUCUUUUGCAUAGUGAAAGCCCGCAGGAAACAAGCGUCCAGGAGACUAAAGGGCAUGGAUGAUGAAGACGCUGUCAUGGGUACCAUGGCCUUGGGUUCAAAGCAAAAGCCGCAGCCAGAGAGCCCCCCAGAGCAAGCACUACCUGCCGGGGGUGUCCCUUCCUCAGGGGAGCAACAGGAGGAGCUCUACUAUGCAAACCUCAGCUUUCACGGGGUACAGUUGCGGGAACCUCAGGACCCGGCGGCCGCCAGCACCGGCGAGUACUCAGAGAUCAAUACGACAAGAUGAGGACCCACCCAGAGCUCAGUCUUGGCCGCAGGGAUCACAGCCCCUCUCAGGGAAAGAAACCAGGGACGAAUUGUGGUCGCAUGAGGAGCCCCUGUGGCAACAUUAACAGACAGGUGACAGGCCUAGAAAGACUUGGGCUCCACUGCAGGCUUUAGCGCUUCCU